AUGUACCGACAGAUCGAAAUCAAUCCUGAACAUAGGCGUUUUCAACAUAUUUUGUGGCGAGCUACACCCUCGGAUGCCAUCCAAGAAUUUGAACUCAACACAGUUACGUAUGGAGUCAACUGUGCUCCAUAUCUUGCCUUACGUACAUUAAAAUAUAUAGCUGACCAUGAUUGUGCAGAUUUUCCAUUAGUUCGACAAGCGCUACAAUAUCAUACCUAUGUCGAUGAUAUAUGUUUUGGAGCAGAUUCAGUAAUUGGUGUGAGGCAAUUACAAAAGGAUUUAAUUUCAGUUCUUAACAAGUCGGGAAUGGAUUUGAAAAAGUGGUCCAGUAAUUUACAGGAUAUAUUGGAGGCAGUAGUGCCUGAAAAUCGGGCAUGCGGCUCCUUGUCGUUCGAUGAUGAGGGUAAGGAUGGUGUGAAGGUGUUGGGUUUGCGUUGGAAUCAUCGAGAUGAUUUUUUAUAUUAUUCAUAUGAACCUAAUUCACUAGUAACCACAAAGCGUGGCAUGCUUUCCCUAAUUGCCAGAAUUUUUAACCCAUUAUGUUUGAUUUCUCCGGUGGUGUUUCUUGCAAAACAGUUGAUGCAACGUGUGUGGAAAGCCCAAUUAGAUUGGGAUGACCAAUUACCAACUGAAAUCCUCGACUUGUGGUGUUCAUUUAUUUCGGAGUUGCCUUCCUUGCAGAAUUUGACAAUACCGCGUUUCAUACAUACACGUCAUCGGAUAAAAGGCAUUUUGUGUGGUUUUUGCGAUGCAUCGGAGCGUGGAUGUGCCGCCAUGGUUUAUUUAAGAAUUGAAAACGCUUCAGGACCACCCUCAAUCUCUAUGAUUGGAACGAAAACAAAAUUAGCCCCGAUGAAGUCCGAAACGAUCCCUAGGUUAGAGCUGUGUGCUGCAGUUUUAUUAGCCCGAUGGAUGGCUCGCAUCCAUAGCAUAUUGUCUCAAGAAUUAAAUAUCAUGGGCAUGUGGGCUUGGUCGGAUUCUACGAUUGUUCUCAGUUGGUUAUCCAUGUGUCAGGAGAAGUUUAAAAUAUUUGUUUCUAAUAGAAUCUUUAAAAUUCAUUCGCUAAUACCGGACGCGCAUUGGUCUUAUAUUCCCUCCGCGGACAACCCGGCGGAUUGCGCAUCACGUGGGAUGACACCUUUGGAAUUGAUGAAUCAUGAGCUGUAUUGGCAUGGUCCAGAUUUAUUAUCAGGACUACCACUUGAGUCGGAUAGUAAAAUACCACUUCUGUCAAUUGAUCAAUUGCCUGAUGUCAAACCAAUACCUGUUACAACAUUAUCAGUUGAAGUUAAAGAAGAAUGGUUUGAUCGGUUUUCCUCGUAUUGGCGUAUGAUUCGUGUCGUCGCAAGGCUACAGCGUGUUUUGCUAUGUCAUCGUAAGCAAAUCAAAUCCACGGAUUUUUUAACUCGUACAGAGUUAGAUCAGGCAGCUAAUGUGAUCGCAUUGGCAGCUCAGGCGUCUUCCCUUGGCACACUUUUACAUGAACUGAAACAUAACUUACCCGUAUCUUGUCGACCUAUUGCUUGCUUAAGACCCUUCAUAGACACUGCUGGUUUGAUUCGGGUCGGUGGUAGAUUGGUGCAUUCUGAUUUGUCAGAAAAUCAAAAGCAUCCCAUAUUGGUGCCAAAGUCUUCACAUAUGGCUUUAUUAUUUGUACGACACUGGCAUGAGCUUACUGGACACAGUGGUCCACGUGUAUUAACAUCAAUAAUUGGUCGUAAAUUUUGGAUUCCUUCUAUACGAUCUCUCAUUCGCCAUGUAGUUAGUAAGUGUACUAAGUGUGUACGGUUAUCUGGAAUAAAUUCACAGCCAUUGAUGUCGGACUUGCCACGAUCUCGAGUAUCAGAAUGUCGGCCAUUCUCUCGGGUUGGAAUUGAUUUCGCCGGCCCAUUUCUCAUGCGUGAACAACGAUUACGUAAAUCGCGUCAUUACAAAGUGUAUAUCGCAGUAUUCGUAUGUUUUACGGUUAAAGCAAUACAUUUAGAAUUCGUCUCAGAAUUGUCUACAGAUGCUUUUUUAGCGGCAUUAAGUAGGUUCGUUGCCCGUCGAGGCUUACCGAAUGACAUAUUUACCGACUGCAUCACGAAUUUUAUUGGUGCGCAAAGACAACUUUAUGAGAUAAUAAAUAGACCAGAAAAUAGAGACAUCAUUAGUGCUGGUGCUCAUAGUCAUUGGCACUUUAAUCUUCCUAGCGCACCACAUUUUGUAGGAUUAUGGGAGGCAGCAGUACGUUCUGCAAAGAUGUUGAUGGUUCGUAUCAUGGGGGAGCAAAACUUCACUCUAGAAGAAUUUUCAACUAUGUUGUGUCGCAUCGAGGGAAUUUUAAAUUCUCGACCAUUGACGCCUUCCUCUUCUGAUCCAUCAGAGCUGGAUUGUCUAACUCCCGGACAUUUCCUGAUUGGGCAGCCAUUGUUGGCUGUUCCCGAAGAGACGAUACCAGUUACUUCACGGAAAAUUAUUAACCGAUGGAAGCUCCUCAAUCAAUGUGUUCAGUCGUUUUGGCGCCGUUGGCAUCUUGAGUAUUUACAAACCUUGCAAACUCGUACAAAAUGGACAAAGGAGGCACCAAAUUUAAUGGUAAACGAUUUGGUGGUGAUUAAGGAUUCUCAAAACCGUCCCAUAAGAUGGUCUAUGGCGAGAAUUAUACAAACGUUCCCAGGAUCUGAUGGGGUAGUACGUGUUGCCCGUGUGAGAACCACACAUGGAGAGCUCACGCGGCCAAUAGUUAAGUUAGUUAAGUUACCAACUGAAAUUUAG
Molecule: messenger RNA, 2757 nt
Organism: Daktulosphaira vitifoliae (grape phylloxera)
Lineage: Eukaryota; Metazoa; Arthropoda; Insecta; Hemiptera; Phylloxeridae
Exons: 1
Coding region: 1-2757 (918 amino acids)
Biological process (GO): DNA integration
Molecular function (GO): nucleic acid binding
Source: RefSeq, a predicted model, not a curated record